GAGAAAGGAAAAUAAUUUAGCUCAAAUCAGUUUAGGGAAGCCAUUAACAAGCAGUUUGUGUAGUCCGAGCUUGACCUUUUUAUCAUCUCUGCUACAUUUUUUGGAGUAAAGUGGUGGUUGGACUCAGGAUCAUCAUGAUACCAUGGUGGCCCAACUGCUAGGGCUGGUCUUUUUAUUUCUACCUACCAACCUGGUCACCUUUAUCACAUAUGCGGUGGAGAUCAAUCCCAAAUGGGAGGUGGUGUACCAGGACACCAGUGUGUAUGGAGUGGUGGGCAAAGCGGUGAUCCUGGAAUGCGGUCCCACCUUACCUGACAUGUACAUAUGGAGCUUCACCAUGCCUGGAACUGAAGCUAUAAGAGCUGUGGUGUAUGAUUUGGGGAAAGGACAAAGGAUCCAGCAGCUGGCCCAGAUGCUUGGACAGCUCACGGUCAUCUCGAACAGUGCAGCUGUGAGCAUCGAAAACCUGCCUCUGGCUGCACACGGCCUGUUCACCUGCCAGGCUUUCUAUGACAUGGAACAGGAGCCCAAAGUCUUCUACUACUAUGUGCACCUCACUGUCAGAGUUCCCGUCAGUAAGCCUUACCUACUGAUGAGUGAUGUAUCUCCGGUGGAGGGAUCUACAAUGUGGAUGCGCUGCAAUCUGGAAAAUGGCACUGGACCUAUCCAGUAUGUGUGGCAGUACGAGACCCGCAGCGGCAACAUCUCAGCCUUUGCACAGGGAAACACCAGCAUUAUCAACGUGACCAAUGUCAACCGCAACCACACCGGCUGGUACCGCUGUGUGGCCAGCAACACCGUCAACAGCGAGAGCUCUAACCGGUUAUGGCUAGACACCAUCUUUGGCCCGGAUAUCCCUCAGAUAGAUGUGACUCCGUACAGUAUAACAGAGCGGGGAUAUUCAGCCCUGGAGAGAGAGACUGUCUCUUUACUGUGUCAAGCCCAGUCCAACCCGGCCAGUCAGUAUGUCUGGUUCUACAACAACUCCCAGGUCUACACCGGGCCGCAGUUAACCAUCACUAAGAUCUUACGCAUGCACACUGGCGACUACGCCUGCUUGGCACAGAACACCUACCUCAACACCCGCUCCAAAAAAACCAUCAGCCUGACUGUCUACUACCCACCCGAUGGCUCCCCCUCCUGUUCUGUUGAAGCAGCUCUGAAUUAUACUGCUUUGAGACUCCUCUGCUCUUGGCCCGGCGGAUUACCCUCCCCCUCUCUCCACUGGACCGUACUCGGGAACCAAGUGGGCCAAGAUGAGGCUGGCACAGGGCAGCAAACAAAUCCACUGACCAAUACUGCCGUCUUGCUGCCAUCUGAAGGCCUCAACUCCAACAGCUUGUUUACUUGCAUGGGCUCCCACCUGGCACUUAAAUAUUCAACAGAGUGCAGCACACGCACAUAUAUUCCCCCUGCAGAGCCGGAGUGUUUUGCCUAUGUGACUAACAAUAAACAGUAUCUGAUGCUGUCCUGCUCCUGGGAUGGAGGGGCCCCGAAAGCCUUGGUGUGGUGGGAGGGCCCAGAUGGCCAGGCCAAAGGCGGAGAAGAAAACUCCAACAUCCUGAUCCUUCGCUACGGCACCGCCCGCAGCGGGAAACCCUACACCUGCCAUGCUAAGCAUCCACUUCUGGUCCAAACCAAAACCUGCAGGCUCACACUGGAGGCUCCUGUAUUGCUGACACAGCGCAGAGUUGUGUCUGUAUACGAGGGGAGUGACGUUCAGCUCACCUGCAACCUGAGAGCCAACUACCUUCCUGUCAGUGAAAUCACCUGGUUUAACAAUCAGGGUGUGGGCGUCCUAGACACCUCAAAGUACGCACUGCUGCAAACAUCUGCAUGGGCCAAUCUGACUGUGAGAGACACAGAUGAGACUCAAGACAGCGGCGAGUACAGGUGCUCCACUUCCAACGCAGUGGGAGGAACUGAAAUCAAUGUCACUUUAGUGAUCAAGAGGUACCCCAUGCCACCCAAUGUGACCCUGGUCAAAGUGAUGUACAACAGCCGACAGCGUAACGAGGUGGGGCUGGAGUGGCAGGUAGAGAACGAAGGAGGAGGAGGAGGAUGGACAGGUUUCAUCCUGCAGCACAUAUGGGUGUCAGAGCGACCAGGAAGGAGAGGCAGCAACAAUGAUUCAAAGCAGGAGAUGGAGGAGAGGAUCAGUCCACCAGACUGGUACUCUAAUAUCAUCCAGGACCCAGAAGUCAGGAUCUAUACAGUAGGGAGACUGAUACCAACUGUUACCUACAAGUUCCGCAUCACGCCUGUCAACCACCGCACCGUCGGACAUCCUUCUGCUGCAAAGACUCCAGCGGAACCACGCUACAAUGUGUACCCUGCUGUGAUUGGAGCAGCUAUAGGCGGGAUGCUCUUUGCAGCCUUCCUAACAGCGCUGCUGCUCGUGUUCAUAAUCCGCAACCGCAACAACAAUCCUCGAUUACAUGACAUGCUGUUUGGUUUGCAGCAUAGCCAGUCAAGAGAAAACAUCAACUUCCCAGAGGAUGAAUUGGAAGGCAGGUCAGAGGGAGGAAUAGAGGAGAUUGGUGGAUCAUCCAGUCCAGGUCCAACCAUGGCUUUACCCCGGGCAGCUUCACCCCUCACCACCUCACCUGCGAGUGCCACCCCCGCCACCAGCCAAGCCCCUCCCCCUGGAGACGACAAUGAACCUGUCAGCAGCACCAUCACCGUCAAGGCUACAGGCUCAUAGUCAUACAUGUAGGCUAUAUCACGGACUCCUUCGGUUGUAAUUUUACCUGGAAUUAAAGGUUUUGCUGACAGUUUGGACAAUUAUUACAGUAUGUAGCAUGUGACCUAGAUCUCAACUACAUUUACAAGCAUAUUUUUUGCUACAAAACUUUGAUCUUUUGAUUUUUACAUUGUUAUGUGUGUAUACUGUUUAGCCAACAAUAAAUGGAUUU
This is a messenger RNA of Sander lucioperca (pikeperch), 2915 nucleotides long. RefSeq names its product V-set and immunoglobulin domain-containing protein 10-like 2. Gene Ontology annotation, molecular function: protein binding. The record is from RefSeq and is a predicted model, not a curated record. Bases 143 to 2704 code for a protein of 853 amino acids. NCBI's taxonomy places the organism in Eukaryota, Metazoa, Chordata, Actinopteri, Perciformes, Percidae. The transcript has 12 exons.